This is a messenger RNA of Rotaria sp. Silwood1, 645 nucleotides long. The record is from the annotation of a GenBank genome assembly. Lineage: Eukaryota; Metazoa; Rotifera; Eurotatoria; Philodinida; Philodinidae.
AUGCCACUAAAAGCACGAAAACUAUUGGAAGAAAUAGGGGAUGAACCCAUUAUGAAAAUCCAACUUGGUCGUAGACCUGUAAAAGAUCUUGCCAUUAAAAUACUUAACUUUUUAAGUUAUUCAAAAUUUGCUGAUAAACAAUAUGAACUUGGUUAUGAUGAAAUCUAUCACAAUUAUUUGCUCGUCACUGUUCAGAAUAAUCAUGGAUUCAAUGUAUUACAAAAUAUUGUUCGAAAUGCACCAGAAAACACAAAUGGUAAAACAGUUCUGGUACUUGAAAAAUCAUUCCGUAUUGGUCUCAGAGACCCAGUUAUACCUGAUGAAAUGAUAGAUCUAUACGAUAUUCCGCUACCACCAAAUAAAUCAUUAACACUGAAUCAAUUAAUUACCACAACAUUAUAUGCUGAAAAAGACUUCUUUGUAUAUGAUGCUGGUGAAAAUAAUAUGUGCCAAACGUUUGUCAAAAGUGUUCUUGAAAGCAAUGGUUUGAUGCCUAACAUUGUUGAUGAAGCAACAUUAGAAGCGCUCGAACCAAUCGAUUCUAAAACAUUGGUUGCUACACUAGACGAGCUGUCUGGUUUAGUUAAACUAACAACUGAUAUAGCUGCGAAAUUACACAGAUAUCAAUUACCGAAGAGUCGAUAA